This is a messenger RNA of Exophiala dermatitidis NIH/UT8656, 1098 nucleotides long. RefSeq lists its product as uncharacterized. The coding region runs from base 1 to 1098 and encodes 365 amino acids. The transcript has a single exon. The record is from RefSeq and is a predicted model, not a curated record. Lineage: Eukaryota; Fungi; Ascomycota; Eurotiomycetes; Chaetothyriales; Herpotrichiellaceae.
AUGUCCGACACAUCAUCAUCCAGCUCGUCCUCCUCAGAGGCAGGAGUAGACCAAGCGGCGAACCACCAGCAAUAUCGACUACGAGUGACAGCCGGGCCAUCACACGACCCAGCGACACAUAAACUGGUGCCGGUGAACGCAGACGAGACACUGACCUUUGAGAACGAGCACAUGAUCCUAUCGCUGGCGGUGCGCAUCCGACGAUUCACAGGCUUUCCCGACGACUCGCCCGAGACAUCAGCAUACUUUGAGCACGACCUGCACAAACACGACCAAUACUCGAUCGCAUUCUCGUUUGUGCCCAAAGUCGAUAUCCCCGGCAGCGACUUGAUUUUCGGUAACGACUUCGACCGGCCGAUCCGCGACCGUCUGCCGCCGGGGUUUAACCAGGCAUUUCGGAUCGUGAAGUGGUGGAUCGACCCGGGCCUCGAGGGCGACGUCUACGCCGACAAGCCGUACUUGUUCGGUCCGGCGCUGAGCAGUUGGAACAUCUUGCGCAUUGGUGACAAAGUGAUAGACGAAACCAAAGAGGAGGGAGAGGAAGACAAUACUCAUGAUGCCGACAACAACGACAAGAACAGGAGUAGCGCCUGGAAAAUCCCCAAUGCCACUUCGUUCCACGAGACCGUCGUGGAAGAAGGUGGCGAGGGCUCCGGCGACCAGCUUCGCAAGGACGCAGGCAUUCCCGACACCUCAGCCGCGCGCAAAAAGUAUUUUUUGAAUCCUGCCAAUCGCGACAAUUUUGUCUUCGAGGCAGGCCGGCUGUAUCAGGCCGACUUUGGCAAUCCGUAUCUCGACUUCAAUGAUUUCUCCCUCAAGUUGCCGGGCUUCAGUCUGAAUGUUAUUGGGUACGUCGAUUCAAAAACCCACGAGCUGCGGUAUACUUUGAAAAACAAGUCCACCGACGAAAUCUACGCCGUCGUGCUUUUUACGUUGCUCUUUGGCGACGAGUUGGACCAGACCGAAGCGAAAGAAGGUACCGCCUCUACCGAGAAGACAGACGGAAUAGAAGACCGACUCGGAACACUCGAAAUUAAUGACAAAAAUAAUGACAGCGACAAUGACGAUAAUGAUGAAGAUGAUGGAGGGGUGGAUUGA